This is a messenger RNA of Salvelinus fontinalis (brook trout), 4388 nucleotides long. Its product is annotated as TLC domain-containing protein 4-B-like. Gene Ontology annotation, cellular component: endoplasmic reticulum; membrane. The transcript is spliced from 7 exons. Lineage: Eukaryota; Metazoa; Chordata; Actinopteri; Salmoniformes; Salmonidae. Gene Ontology annotation, biological process: lipid homeostasis. The record is from RefSeq and is a predicted model, not a curated record. The coding region runs from base 1764 to 2552 and encodes 262 amino acids.
ACAGUAUGCUUCUGUCAAUGGUGUGCGAUAUGCUUGCCUUGUAUCAAUUGUCUGCCUGUCUAUUGACCUAUCAGUAUCACACUUAAGUGAUGCUACUGUCUUAUGGACUUCUGUCAGUACAGUAUCUACCCUCAUAACCCAGUACUACAGUAUACUGUACUCGGUGCCUACUGUAGAGAUAAUGUUGUAUUGUGCAGUAGUUAUUCGUGCUUUAGUUUGAAAAAGUAUGCUAUGUCUACUUUAUCUUAAAACAGGUCAGCUGUUCAGAUUUCUGUCUGACCACAAUUUACACUAUUCCACAACUUCUUAUAUUUCCUAAGUCAUUGGCUAUUUCAGACAGGUUCACUUGUGAUCAACAACUACCUGACCCAGACACUCGAGGAGAGCUUGGCGAGGUUCCCCAUGUUUCCUUUCAUUUGUGGAGGAGGGUUGGGGUUUAGGGCUGUGGGGACAUGUAGGGGGAUCUGCGUGUGUCCCUGUAUUUAGUUACAGACCACCAGCGAUUUUGACACAGCCAGAUGGGGUCAAAGAGUUGUUUACAAGUAUGAUUGGUCGGCCCACUCCUGUUAGCUAAAGGUGAGGUUUGGUUCAUUCAAUCGAUUUUCUUAAGGGCACUAGGAAUGUUUCUCACCAUUUUGAGGAAUCAACACUUCUACAUGGACAUGUUAUUCUUAGUAGGGAGUUGAGCAGAAUUUGAGUUGUUCUACGAUUGAGAACCUCAAAAAAACAAGAAAUACAGAAACACUUCAAGUGACUGUUAGGAAUGCAGUUUGCCAUACAGUUGCACUUCCUCCUAAAAUGCCUCUCACCAAAUAAAUCCUUGCAUAAAAUAUGUCCGCUCCAGCUUUAGUACUGACAGGUGAACAGAAGGUCGGGGUCAUCUACUACACCCCUUCACCAAAGGAUCUGAUGACCACAUGAGUGAGAGUGUGACUGGCCUAUUUGUAAAGCAGUGGGGGAGUACAUGAGAUGUGGCUUUGGCUGACCCAUGGACUGAUAAUGACCUUAACGUGAUAACGCAACUAAAUCAACAAAUACUAUGUAGGAAUAGGCAAAUAGUCCACUGUUUCAAGGCAGCCGGUGGUAAAUACAUGGGUCCUGGCCCGAGGUCAGAUACUGCAGAAGCAAGUGAUGACAUACAGUCCAACAUAAUUGGUAACCUUGAUAAAGAUGAGCAAAAAGUACUGUAUAAAAUAACUAAUUCAAAUACUGAGCUAUAUUGUAUGCUCAAAUAGUAAAAAAACAAAUACUUUUAUACUAAUACAAUUGUUAAGUGAAAUAGAUUUUGUUUAACAAGUAAUACAAAUAAUUCUCAACAAGAUUGGUGUCAACAUUUCUAAAAUGUUUUAUGAGGUUGGAGAACACAUUGCAAGGGAUCUUAGACCAUUCCUCUAUACAGAAUUUUUCCAGAUUGUUUUGUCUGUGCUUAUGGGACUGCCUUCUUAAAUUCAAACCACAGGUUUUCAAUGGGGUUCAAGUCCGGAGACUGAGAUGGCCAUUGCAAAAUGUUGAUGUUGUGAUCAAUUAACAAUUUCUUUGUGGUUUUUGAUUAGUGCUUGGAGUUAUUGUCUUGCUGGAAAAUCCACUUGCGGACAGUUUUCAGCUUCCUGGCAAAGGCAAUCAGUUUUUUUUGCUAAAAUGUCCUGGUACUUGGGAGAGUUCAUGAUGCCGUUGACCUUUUAUCAAGGGCCCCAGGACCAGUGGAAGCAAAACAGCCCCAUAACAUCAAAGAUCCACCACCAUAUUUUGCAUAACGAGUGAUCAUGGAGAGCUUCUCUCCGCUGGUCCUGUCCAUCGCCGCCACCAGCUUUGUGACGUUCCAGUGUCUGUUCCACUUUGUCAGCCCCUGGAUCUCUGCUCAGUUCUUUCCUGGGUACCACCGUCUCAGUCCCAGACACACCAUAGAGUGGAACUCCAGAACUGUGUCUACUUUGCACGCCUUGAUAGUGGGGCUUUUUUGUCUCUACAUAUUACUUCAUGAUGAUGCAGUCAAUUAUGACCCUGUCUGGGGAGAUCCGUCACUGGUGAAAAUAAAUGUGGCCAUAACCUGUGGCUACCUCCUAUCAGAUAUGCUGCUCAUAUGUUACUAUUGGCGGGCGAUAGGGGACAAGUUUUUUGUAAUCCACCACCUGGCAGCACUCUAUGCUUACUACUAUGUACUGAGCACAGGAAUGUUGCCUUAUUUUGCUAACUUCCGUCUGGUCGCAGAGCUUUCCACUCCUUGUGUGAAUCAGCGCUGGUUCUUUGAAGUGCUUGGUUACCCAAAAAGAUCAUUACCAAAUAUGGUCAACGGCAUUGCCAUGACGGCAUCCUUCUUCCUGGUGAGGAUAGCGGUCAUGCCACUGUACUACAGCCGGAUGUAUGCCGUGUACGGGACGGAACCCUUCUACCGGGUAACCUUUGGUGGCCGCUGUGCCUGGAUGGGCCCCAGUUUCUGUCUAGACAUUAUGAACGUGAUGUGGAUGCAUAAAAUGGCCCGUGGCUGCAUUGGUGUCCUGCGUUCUCCUGGAAAAGUGAACGUGGAAAAGCUGCAGAAUGGGAAAGUGCACUGAGGGAUUGAAAAAGGCAAUGAUGGUGUUAUUUUAUUAUAUGUCUGCUUCAAAUGGUUCAUGGGCAUUUUUGGAUCAAAUGGUUCAUGGACUGGAAAUGUCAUGAGAGUCCCUAUUAUCCCAUGACCAGCCCUAGGUAAAUUGCGUACCACUACACUUAUCUGCCUAGAAUACUUACAAUUAAACAAGCGCUAAAGUCCUCCACCAUGAUGGGAGGGGACAUCAUAAAAGCCAUUGGACUAUCUCUCCUCUUGGUCAUUACAGAUAGAGAAUAAGUGAAUGGACGGUGUGACAUCAUGGAUGGAAACAGACAGACAAAUACCCUUGUCUGCUGGACCCUUUGUUUCUAAAUUGUUUAUGUCCACCCAACGGUGUCUUGUGCAUAUUGCCAAAAUGAUAUGAACUGACAUGGAUGAGAAUGGAAGAGGAGCUCACAUAUUUUUCUAAUGUUUAUGAAGCUGUAAAGAUGGCUCUUGCAAAAAUAUCAUGAGAGAUAUAUAUAUGAACAAAAAUAACCUAAUUUACUUACCUAAUUACUCAUUAAAUCUGUGUUUUCACCAGCAUUAGAAUGUAAAAGAUGUAUAUUAAUCAGACUCCUACUGAAGUCUCUGCUCAGGAGCCUGCUCAUGUUUGGAACAUACAGUAGGCCUAGGAAUUAUCAGUCAUGUGCAUAAAUUAUCAGGGUAGCUUAAGACAAACCAUAGGAAACAUGCCAGAUUGUGUCAUUUUAUCUCUAGAAGUGACCUUACUAAGUGAUUUAUGAUAACAGCCAUGAAAGUGCACUUAUGUCUAACCGACACACACACAGUAGAACUUCACACAAGCAACUUUGCAGAGUUAACAAAUGAUUGAUAAUACUUCAUUAUUAACUGUUGAAACAGAGCUUCAUAAUGUGAAAUCCCUGUUUGAUUUCUGGAUGAGAAUAUGUUAUUUAUUGUGACAUUUACAGCCAUGGUAGUUUUAAUAUUUCAUUUAAAAAAAAAAAACAUUUUAGUAAUGUACUCUUCUUUGAGUAAGUGAUAACUAAAUGUCCAUAGCUGCUUUAAAUAGUCUUCAGUUGUCAUUCAGUUGUCAGCAGACAACAUGUGUUUGCUUGUGUCUGCUGUUGAGAUGUCCUGCUCUCGUGUGGAGACAAUGCGGGACUGCAAACAUUGUAUUUUCCAUUUUGUCAAGACUGAACGUACUCAAAGGGAGGGUACAGAGGGCAAGGCGCAUUGAGCAAUAUUCAUAAACAAAUGAUUGAUGUUAACCUUGGUUUAGUGUAAUUUGGUCAUCACAUUGUUUUGUCUAUACUUAUGGCUACUUUGCCCACCAUUAUUACCUCUGUCUGUUGUUAAAAACGUGCUAUUAUGCAUGCGUGUAUUUUUUUGGGAAUUUGAAUUACAUUAAAUACUUUGAUUCACUCACAAUCAUUUAAAAAAGUUAUCCAGAAAACAUACAUGUUUAUUUACUGUAGGGGAUGUUGGCAUGUUUUUCUCAUUGGGAGAAUCUCAAUUGGAUACUCAUCGCAUAUUCUCUCCUUCUCAACCCAUUUGAGUGGAAGGUCAGAGGGGUGGGACCUCUGGCUUUCUCAUCCAAUGGGUUUUGAGAAGGAGGCAAGGAGAGGACGCGAGGAGAAUGCAAUUGAGAUAUAUUUUGGGGCGGAAGGUAGCUUAGUGGUUAGAGGGUUGGACCAGUAACCGAAAGGUUCGUGGAAUGAAUUCCUGAGCUGACAAGGUAAAAAUCUGUUGUUCUGCCCCUGAACAAGGCCAUUAACCCACUGUUCCUAGGACGUCAUUGUAAAUAAGAAUUUGUUCUUAACUGACUUGACUAGUUAAAUAAAAAGAAAUACAUUCCCUA